AUAGACGUACAAUUAAUAUAAAUGUUUACAAAUACAAAUUAUUAUUUACGGGAAACGACCGAUCGUUUUUCUUAGCCCUCUGGUGGUAUUUCUAGCCUGUUAAAGAGGUCUCUAUUUACAACAGUUUCUUUUAUAAUAUCAAACAUUUAUUUAUGUACACGUAUAAUAUUAGGUAAACUUCAAAUGUAAAAUCAAUACAGAGAAGGCUUAUGUUUUACAAUACAUAAAGAAUAUUUAGGAAAUUAGACAUUUACUUUGCACCGAAAUGGAUAAUUCUCGAUAUUAUGACAAUCCAUUUAACGAUUGUCUUGACAAUUCAACAUUGUGUCGUCCUCUUGUAAAUGAAGAUACGAAGCAGGUUAAUGACGAUUUUAAAGAAACAUUACGUACACAUACAAAAAAUUUGGUGGACCAGUUGAUGGUGGAACAGAAAAAUGUUUGGACAAGGAAAGAUGACUAUUCUAUGUACACAGGAUCAGCUGGGAUUGCAUACAUGCUUUAUCAUUAUGGAAAGUGUGUUAAUGAACCUUCUUACAUUGAUAAAGCUGCAGAAUUAUUAAAAGUGUGCAUAAGUAAGUUUAGAGGUAGAAGGGAGAUUACAUUCCUAACUGGCAUUGCGGGUCCAUUAGCCUUAAACGCUGUUAUUCUCCAUACUCAAGGCAAUGUAGAGGAAUCACGGAAUAUGAUAUCUAAACUAAAGUCAUUUUCACCGUACAUGCUGGAGGAUGUCACCUUGCCUGAUGAAUUGCUUUAUGGAAGGGCUGGCUAUCUAUUUUCUCUUCUAUUUUUAAAUUCAAAUAUAUCUCCACCACCUGUAGAGGGUGAGCUUAUUAAGCAGGUCAUUGCGGUUAUUAUUCACUCUGGACAUACAUAUUCCACAUCAACAACAUACAAAACACCUAUAAUGUAUGCCUGGCAUGAUUCAGAAUACCUUGGCGCUGCACACGGAUUGGCUGGAAUCCUAUAUCUAUUAUUGCAAGCACGACAGUACUUAACAUCGAGCCAAUUGGAACUGGAGAUAAAACCGGCAUUACAAUUUCUCCAGAGCUUACAGUACCCGUCUUGGAACUUUCCAUCUUCCAUUGGAAGUCGUACAGACAAAUUAGUACACUGGUGCCACGGAGCACCCGGAAUGUCUAUGUUGUUUUGUUUAGCUUACGAGAUAUAUCAGGAUGAUCAGUAUCUGAAUACUGCUCUACAAUGCGGAGAAGUGGUUUAUUCCCGAGGAUUGCUUAAAAAGGGAUGCGGAAUAUGUCACGGAGUAGCUGGGAAUGCUUAUACAUUCUUAUCUCUCUUUCAGCAGACAAAAGAUGUCAAACACUUGGAUAGGGCUUGUAAGUUUGCUUUCUGGUGCAUGGAUCAUGGAAAACAUCAAAUGAAACUUGCCGAUCGACCAUUUUCAUUAUUCGAAGGUAUAGCUGGGACCAUUUACUUUUUAAUCGAUAUGCAAAAUCCGCUUUCAGCUAAAUUCCCAGGAUACACGGUGUAGAAUAUAGAUAUUCUAGCGAUUAAUACCUAUUUUCCAUAAUUUUUCAGCCAACAAAAUAUUUCAUGUAAUUCAAUGUAUACUUCCCUGAUAAACAAUAAAUGACAAAAUUGACAAGUUGCA
Messenger RNA from Hylaeus anthracinus, 1609 nucleotides. RefSeq names its product lanC-like protein 2. Lineage: Eukaryota; Metazoa; Arthropoda; Insecta; Hymenoptera; Colletidae. The transcript has 9 exons. The record is from RefSeq and is a predicted model, not a curated record. The coding region runs from base 266 to 1489 and encodes 407 amino acids. Gene Ontology annotation, cellular component: plasma membrane. Gene Ontology annotation, biological process: peptide modification; carbohydrate metabolic process.